GUACUUACUGUCUUCCCGGGGCUCCAGGACAGGCUGGAGAUCCAGGUGAUCAGGGGCCCCUGGGGGCCCAGGGCUUCGUGGGUUUUAAAGGUAGCGCUGGCGACUGUGCCUGUGGCCCCCCAGUUGAAUUGAGGGGUGCCCCCGGCGCUGCGGGUGAUCCGGGGUCUCCGGGGUUUCCAGGGGCCCCGGGGUCCCUGGGGCAGAGAGGAGAGAAAGGUGUACCCGGAGACAUGGGAGUGCGUGGACAACAGGGUCUGGCUGGAUUUCCAGGUGUCACAGGGUUCAAAGGUCAGAAGGGAGAUUUCAUAGUGGUGGAAUUUAAAGGUGAUAAAGGAAACAGGGGCCAGCAGGGCCCUAGAGGCAGACAAGGGUUCUCAGGACGAAGAGGACUGGACGGGGCUCCGGGGGCCCCUGGAUACCCCGGCCCACAGGGUGACAGUUUCUCCAGCGCUCCUGGAGACAGGGGCUUCCCAGGACUCCCAGGACCAAAGGGAUUAUCAGGACCUGCAGGGCCCCUGGGACGAGGCGUGGUAGGAGCUGUAGGACUGCGUGGGGCCCCUGGGAACCCGGGACCUCAAGGAUUUCCUGGUCCUCCGGGGCCGAAGGGAGUUAGAGGUGACACUCUGCCCUGUGUACCCAGAAACCCCGGCGCCCCCGGAGAAAAAGGAGACCGUGGAGAUGCAG
Molecule: messenger RNA, 684 nt
Organism: Plectropomus leopardus (leopard coralgrouper)
Lineage: Eukaryota; Metazoa; Chordata; Actinopteri; Perciformes; Serranidae
Source: RefSeq, a predicted model, not a curated record